AUGGAAAUGCAUAUUGCUGAAAGAGAAAAGCUUUCCUAUAUUCGGGGAAAAAUAAAACCACCUGCUGAAUCAGAGAAUGGGUAUGAAAAGUCUCUUCGCCUUAAACCAGAAAGCUUAAACCAGAAAGCCUUUGCAGCCAAACAGAAUGGAAGAUCUCUCUCUGAAUAUUAUGGAGAACUAACUGCAAUUUUUCAGGAAUUGGAUCACAGAGACAAAGUGGUCAUGAAGGAUCCUGAUGAUGUGGUUGCGUACCAAAAAUCUAUUGAACGACUAUCGGUGCAUAUAUUUUUAGCUGGAUUGGAUGAUCAUUUUGAGCAGGUGCAUGGAGAAAUCCUACGCCAGGAGUCUACUUCAGGCCUAGAAGAAAGCUAUGCCCUGAUUCGACGAGAGGAGAACCGUCGUGUAACAAUAAAAGGAGACUAUGGAGACUCCGAUGCUGCUGCUAUGUCAGGCCACAUCAAAUAUCGUUACUUUGAGCUUGUAGGCUAUCCAGAUUGGUGGGAUCAGAAUCGAGGAUCACCAAGAAGGAAAGCUAAGAAUUCCCUGAUUUCCGCUAUUGCUGAAACCAAAACAAGUGUGGACAAUGCUGAAUCAACUUCAACAUUAGUAGCAAGCACAAGCAAGGAAGGUAAGGUGUUUAAUGUUUCUACAUCUGUUUGUGAUAGUACAUGGAUAAUUGAUUCUGGUGCUUCAAACCAUAUGACCUUUGAUUCUGGACAGAUUAAGAAACUUAGACCAUCCUUACAAAAAUCUGUUUCGGUAGCAAAUGGUAAUGAAGUUCCAAUUAUUGGAGAUGGAUCUAUUACUGCUACCAAUUCUUUAAAUUUAGACUCAGAUAUUCAAACGAAGCAAAUGAUUGGCUGUGGUAUUAGGCGAGGGAAUUUGUACUACUUGGACUUGCAAUCGAAUAAUUCUUCCAAGUUGCAUCAUGCGUUUGCAAUAGAUGGUCUAAAGAAGGAAAAAAAUGAAGCAGAAAUCUGCGAUAAUGGUGGUGAAUACCAUAAUUCUGAAUUGAAGCAUUAUUUGGAAGAAAACAGAAUUAUUAAUCAAAGUACAUGUGUUUAUACACUCCAACAAAAUGGAGUAAAUGAAAGGAAGAAUAGAUAUUUACUAGAAGUUGUUCGUGCCUCAUUGCUUCACGCAAAAAUGCCAUUAUCAUAUUGGGGAGAAGCUCUUUCUUCCGCUGCAUAUUUAAUUAACCAAAGUCCUUCACAGACUCUUGAUUUUCAGACACCUUUUCAGGUCCUUAAUGAUACUAUAGCUGCUCCAUCAACAUCAAACUUACCUCCUCGUGUCUUCGAAUUUGUAGUAUUUAUACAUAUUCAUAAACAUCACUGCCAUAAGCUUGCUCCUCGAGCAAUAAGAUGUGUGUUUCUUGGAUAUGCAACAAAUAAAAAGGGGUACAGGUGUUAUCAUCCUCCAACUAGAUGUAUGUUCAUAUCCAUGGAUGUAGUCUUUCAUGAAGAUGUGAUGUAUUUUGAGUCUGAAUUUCCGGAGGAGAGACAAGAAGAAAUUCAAACAUUAGAUUAUCAAUUUCAGGAGGAGUAUGAAAUGGUUGAUAAUGGUGUUGGUGAUCACUCAGAAAAUCAUGGUGAUAGGAAAUCAUCAUCUUAG
This is a messenger RNA of Ricinus communis (castor bean), 1614 nucleotides long. RefSeq lists its product as uncharacterized. The record is from RefSeq and is a predicted model, not a curated record. NCBI's taxonomy places the organism in Eukaryota, Viridiplantae, Streptophyta, Magnoliopsida, Malpighiales, Euphorbiaceae. Gene Ontology annotation, biological process: DNA integration. Gene Ontology annotation, molecular function: nucleic acid binding. Bases 1 to 1614 code for a protein of 537 amino acids. The transcript is spliced from 5 exons.